Messenger RNA from Penicilliopsis zonata CBS 506.65, 821 nucleotides. RefSeq lists its product as hypothetical. Gene Ontology annotation, molecular function: structural constituent of ribosome. NCBI's taxonomy places the organism in Eukaryota, Fungi, Ascomycota, Eurotiomycetes, Eurotiales, Aspergillaceae. The record is from RefSeq and is a predicted model, not a curated record. Gene Ontology annotation, biological process: ribosomal small subunit biogenesis; rRNA processing; translation. Bases 52 to 657 code for a protein of 201 amino acids. The transcript is spliced from 3 exons. Gene Ontology annotation, cellular component: small-subunit processome; cytosolic small ribosomal subunit; 90S preribosome.
CAAACAAAAAGGCAGGACACUCGUUCUUCGCUCUCUUUUUGUCUUGCAAUCAUGGCUGCUAUCAACAAGAUCGCCCCCAACUCGCCGUCGAGGGCGAACCCCUCCGAGCUCGAGAGUGCGAUCGCCGGCGCGCUCUUCGAUCUCGAGAGCAACACGGGUGACCUGAAGGCGUCCCUGCGCCCCCUGCAGUUCGUCUCUGCUCGUGAGGUCGAGGUUGGCCACGGCAAGAAGGCUAUCAUCGUCUUCGUCCCCGUUCCCUCCCUGUCGGGCUUCCACAAGAUCCAGCAGCGCCUCACCCGUGAGCUGGAGAAGAAGUUCUCCGACCGCCACGUCCUGUUCGUUGCGCAGCGCCGCAUCCUGCCCCGCCCCAAGCGCUCGGCCAGCUCCCGCUCCUCCCUUACCCAGAAGCGUCCCCGUUCCCGCACUCUGACCGCCGUCCACGACGCCAUCCUCUCCGACCUCGUCUUCCCCGUUGAGAUCGUCGGCAAGCGCAUCCGCACCAAGGAGGAUGGCAGCAAGACCAUCAAGGUCGUCCUCGACGAGAAGGAGCGCGGCGGCGUUGACCACCGCCUCGACGCCUACGGCGAGGUCUACCGUCGUCUCACCGGUCGCUCGGUUGUCUUUGAGUUCCCCCAGAGCGGCGCCGCUGACUACUAGAAAGAGAGCGAGCGAGCGAGCGAGCGAGAGGAGCGAGAGACAAACACGGAGAAUUGAGAGAGAAAGAAAGGAGUUUAUUUUUUUUAUCCAAAUAUCACACAUAACCCCCCUGUUUCUCUCCAGUUCUUUUCCGAAUGAAAGAAUCAAUUUAAAAAGUUCAUAAC